Messenger RNA from Belonocnema kinseyi, 1043 nucleotides. It is a transcript of the gene Sf3a2, whose product is annotated as splicing factor 3A subunit 2. Gene Ontology annotation, cellular component: nucleus; catalytic step 2 spliceosome; U2-type prespliceosome. NCBI's taxonomy places the organism in Eukaryota, Metazoa, Arthropoda, Insecta, Hymenoptera, Cynipidae. Gene Ontology annotation, molecular function: zinc ion binding; nucleic acid binding. The record is from RefSeq and is a predicted model, not a curated record. Bases 148 to 972 code for a protein of 274 amino acids. The transcript is spliced from 3 exons. Gene Ontology annotation, biological process: spliceosomal complex assembly.
AAACAUAACCUCUCCUUGUGUCAUCUGUCAUUUCAGGAUGUUAGUAAAUCUUAAGAAAAAAAUAUUAUUUUAGAGUGGAAAUAAAGUUUAAGAAUAUUAUUCGGAGGAAGAUAAAUAGCAGUUAAUAAAUCAGUUUAAACUCUCACGAUGGACUUUCAAAAUCGACCUGGAGGAAAAACCGGCGGAGGAGGCGUUGCCUCCUGGUCGGAGAGUAAUCGGGAUCGACGAGAGCGGCUUCGUCAGUUGGCUCUCGAGACGAUAGACUUGAACAAGGAUCCCUACUUUAUGAAAAAUCAUCUCGGUUCCUACGAAUGUAAAUUGUGUCUGACGCUUCACAACAAUGAGGGCAGUUAUCUGGCGCACACGCAGGGGAAAAAGCAUCAGGCGAAUUUGGCCAGGCGAGCUGCGAAAGAAGCCAAAGAGGCGCCUCAAACUUUGGCCCCGGAAAAACCCAGAGUCGAGCCGAAGAAAUUCGUGAAAAUCGGAAGACCUGGCUACCGAGUGACGAAGCAGAGGGACCCGGAAACGGGACAACAGAGUCUCUUAUUUCAAGUCGAUUAUCCGGAAGUUGCGGAUAAUAUCGCCCCCAGGCACAGAUUUAUGUCGGCCUAUGAACAAAGGGUCGAACCUCCGGAUCGCAAAUGGCAGUAUUUGCUUUUCGCUGCCGAACCCUAUGAAACUAUUUCCUUUAAGGUACCAAGCAGAGAAGUCGAAAAAGCUGAGGGAAAAUUUUGGACCCACUGGAACAAAGAUACGAAGCAAUUUUUCCUUCAGUUUGCAUUUAAAAAUGAAAAGCCGUCGGUGGGAAAAGUUCCUCCGCCUCCGGUUCCGUUGAUUCGUCCAGGAUUGGGACCUCAGAUGAUGCCCGUUCCUCCGCCUCCGAGACCUCCAAUGUUCAAUCCUGUCCCCCCUCCUCCUUCGAUGAUGGGCGGAGGAAUGCAAAUCCCGCCUCCGCCUCCCCAUUUGUCUUGAAGAAAUUAUAUUAGUAAGUGACUUUUAUAUGCCUGACUAUAAUAAAAUCCAUUCAUUCAAUUUACAUUAAA